Messenger RNA from Penicillium pulvis, 750 nucleotides. RefSeq names its product endosulfine family protein. Gene Ontology annotation, cellular component: cytoplasm. The record is from RefSeq and is a predicted model, not a curated record. NCBI's taxonomy places the organism in Eukaryota, Fungi, Ascomycota, Eurotiomycetes, Eurotiales, Aspergillaceae. Gene Ontology annotation, molecular function: protein phosphatase inhibitor activity. The transcript is spliced from 3 exons. The coding region runs from base 150 to 647 and encodes 165 amino acids.
CAUUUGCUCACAGAUUGGGCGCGGAUAAAGCGUUAUCGAUAGAGUAAUCAAUCCCCGACCUUUCACUUCUUCUUCUUCCAUCGCUUUGACUGCAAAUCUUGGGCUUUGCAACUUCGCUGCUUUCUAUCUCCCCCAGACUCCCAUUCAUCAUGAAUCCUCUUAAGCAGAAUGAUGUCGACGUGAGCAAAUUGAGCCCCGAUGAGCAGCGUCUGUAUGCCUUGUACGGUAAAAGGCCCAACAAGAAGGACGUACUGCAGAACAAGCUCAAGGAGCGCAAAUACUUUGACUCGGGUGAUUAUGCUCUGAGCAAGGCCGGCAAAGCUUCGGACGUCGGCGUCACCAACAUCGGCUCCCGCCACCCAGUGCCGGAGAACAUUCCACACCUGACAGCCACCUCCCCGGGUGCUAACAACCCCACUGGGACCGGGAAUGGCGGCAGCAUCAGUUCUCAGGGUCAGCAGAUUCCUGGCAGCAGUAGCGGCCACCCUAGCUCGAUCGGCUUCCAGAGCCGUAGCCCCAUCAAGGAGGGUAGCUUCCUUCACCGUGGUACUAGCAUGAGUGAGGGCUCCCUGGAACCGGAUGUCCAGGAUAAGGAGCCGAGUGUGAGCCCACCACCUGCCCGGGAGGGGGUGCCCAUUCGCCGGUGAUUGACACGUUCUCUUGAUGCAUUGCAUGGAUAUCUCAUGGGUUUUACUUUUCAUUCUCCGGGAGGGAUUUGCUUGGAUUUCGUUUUCUUUUUCUUUCUCCACC